GGUGCUAAUCUAAAAACAGACCCGGCAUCCUUUGCCGGUGCCGUGCGUCCAAAUUCCAGUUCCCAAUUCCCAAAAAUAUCCUCCUCCCACCGAAUUUCCCCAACCCCAGCCCGCGGACCCGUCCUGGCCCGACAGCCAAGCCAAAGCCAAAACCAAGCCGAAGACGUCGCUGCCGCCGCGGAACCAAUGGCUCCGCCCGCCGCCGCCGGCGGGCCCUCGGCCUCCUCCUCCGGCGCGCCGGAGGCUCCCCACCAUCGGGACGUCGCCAAGCGCGGCCGCCGCGCGGGCGCCGGGGCGCGCCUCCUCUCCCUGGGCGUGCAGGCGGCCGUGAUGGCCGCCGCGCUCGCGCUCUUCCUCCUCUUCGCCGCGGCCGCGGCCGUCUUCCUGCUCUCGCUCCUCGUCUCCGCGCGCGCCUUCCGACACCACGGAAGCCGGUACCGCGUGCCGCCCGACGCCAGCGCCUCCUCUUCCCCUCCGCCGCCGCUGCUCCCCAGCGUCGGCCUCUCGACCGCCGACCUCCGCCUCCUCCCCUGCUUCGCCUACUCCUCGUGCGACGCUUCCUCCACCUCCUCCUCCUCGCCGCGGCUCUGCGCCGUCUGCCUCGAGACCGCGCGCGCCGGCGAGCGGUGGCGCGCUCUGCCCGCCUGCGGCCACGCCUUCCACGCUGCCUGCGUCGACCGGUGGCUCGUCAGGUCGCCCGCUUGCCCCGUAUGCCGCGCCGCGGUCGCCGUCUCCGUCAGGUGAUCGUGGAUUCUCGGCAUGAGGCAGCAUCAAGACGCUGCCUUGGGGACGCAUACCGGCGUGGCUCUGCGCCUGCAAGGGCUCUGUAAGGUUUGGUUCCCAUCAGCUGUUCGACAAAAUGCCUUCCCCGUCUUGCUGUGUAGUGGUAGCUGUAGGCUUUGUGUGGAUCUUUCUGCUGUUGUAAAGCGAGGAGCAGAGAGAAGAUGCAUAAAAGUUUCUCGUUUGAGAAUGUCAACUUUUUUUUCUAGUAUUGUGGAGUUGAUGCAUGUUUCUUGUGUUGCCACUUGUGAAUUGUAAUGCAUAUGAGCAUUCGUUUGCAGAAAUAUGGGGAGUUUGUUUAAUGAAUACUCACACCAAUGCUCAUAUGCUAACAAAUCGCAAGUAUUAGCUUGCUUACAUUCGAUGUGAAGGUCUCGUGCUACAAUUAUAGUACAGUGAUGCCAGGAACUCUAGAUGAAUCAGCUAGUGAAGUAUCUGCCUAAGUAGAAACCUGAGGAGUAUGCUAUCCAAACAAUUUGUUGCAA
Molecule: messenger RNA, 1265 nt
Organism: Brachypodium distachyon (stiff brome)
Lineage: Eukaryota; Viridiplantae; Streptophyta; Magnoliopsida; Poales; Poaceae
Product: RING-H2 finger protein ATL56
Exons: 1
Coding region: 187-744 (185 amino acids)
Source: RefSeq, a predicted model, not a curated record